Messenger RNA from Adineta ricciae, 2121 nucleotides. Lineage: Eukaryota; Metazoa; Rotifera; Eurotatoria; Adinetida; Adinetidae. The record is from the annotation of a GenBank genome assembly.
AUGUUUACUUGCACUAUUGUUGUAUUUUGUUGUCUGUUUUCCAAUAUAGUUUCUCAAAAUCUUCCAUUUCGAUUUGAUCAUGCAAUUCAUCGAUUGAGUCAGUAUCAGAAAUUUCCCCUUGAAGAGCUCAUUCAAGAUGUUGAAUACACUUCUCCCACGGAACUCAUACUGGAAUAUGCAUCUAUGAUAAAUUCAAACAACAACACAAGCGUAUGCGAACAACGUUUCGAUGCCAUAAUUCUAGCAGCUACACAAGGUGAACUAUGGGCUCUGAAGAUUAUUGAUGCUUGGGGAAAACCUUUACCAUCAGGUAUCUUGCAAGGCAAUUCAUUCUGGCUUGGUAGUUAUGAUGAAUGUAUAAAACCAAUGUAUAUGCCCAAUAAUAAAACAUUCUUAGCACAACCAUUCGAUACACAGUAUUGUACCAUUACACCGAAGGCGAGCCAAACGAAUCCAAGUGCAUUGCCUUCUAUCACUCUUGGAAUUUGUGUACCCGCAUCAUGUGACCAUCAAAAUGUUGUGACUAUAAUUCAUAAAUAUCUGAAGAAGACGAAUAUUACUUCAGACGAACUUGUUUGUUCAAAUGAUCCUCCGAAUGGAAAAGAUGGACUUACCAAUGGCGCAAUAGCAACAAUCACUAUUAUAUCCUUGCUAGGUUUUCUUGUUCUGAUUGGAACUAUAGUUGACCUUCUCACUGUAUUAAACACUGAGUCUCUUGUGAAUGAUUCAACAACACAUGCCAAUAGUGUAAACCAUCUAACAUAUCGUGAGUCACAAAAGUCAAAUCGAUUCGGUCUAAUCAAUAGCACACAUCCAGUAGCUUCUCUUGGCGAUUUUUCUGCUAUCCGGUGUCUUCGACGAAUAUUUACCCUACAACAGAAAAAUGACCAUGAUUCAUUUGCAUUUAUCAAUGGUAUUCGUGUUUUAGCUCUAUGCUGGGUGAUCAUCGGCCAUUCAUUAGCUUUUGGUUUGAAUUAUAGCAGUAAUAUUGUAGACGUUCUUUCUUGGACUCAGAAUAUCUCAUUUCAAUUGAUCGUCAAUGCUGUUUUUACUGUCGAUACAUUUUUUGUUCUAAGUGGAUUUCUCACUGCUGUACUGUUUGUUCGACAAGUGAAAAAAGAAGGUCGACUCUUCACGCGUACGAUGAUCCUCUAUUAUAUCCAUCGGUACAUUCGACUUACACCAACAUUUCUUCUGAUGGUCCUCGUCAGUAUUCAUUUAACGCCAUAUUUUGGUCAAGGACCAGUGUAUCCAACUCAACAAGGAUUUGAAGGACCCGACUGUCGUACAACAGAUUGGUGGACAUCAAUCCUCUAUGUAGGUAAUAUUGUCAAACCCGAUGGUAUGUGUUUAGCGAUUGCAUGGUACCUUCAUAACGACAUGCAAUUUCAUUGGAUUGCACCUUUAUCGUUAAUUCCAUUUGUUCUUGGGAAGAAGAUCCUAUCCAUAUUUAUUGCAAUUGUUUUUGUUUUCGUGGGCAUUGUAUCUAUAUUGACUAUACUAAUUUAUUAUCCUGACAUGUCACUCAAUCCUUUGGUUGCAUUUAAUCCAGCUCUUGGACCUACGUUCUUCAAAAACAUUUAUAUUACACCAUGGUGUCGUAUAUCAGCCUAUGCUAUCGGUCUGUUAACAGGAUACUUCGUUAUUCACACAGGUCGAAACUAUCGAAUUAAUAAAUAUGUUAAAACGUUUGGUACAAUAUUAAUGACUCUGUUCGGUUUGGCUUGUCUAUUUGCUGUAUAUCCUGAUUCUGUCCUUCCAUCUGGUCUCAGUCGAACAAUACUCGUUAUCUACCAAUCUAUUUCUCGAACAUUUUGGUCAAUGGCGAUCGGAUGGCUUCUCAUUUUAUGUAGUACAAAUCAAGGUGGUGUUGUCAAUCGAAUUCUUUCAUGGCCAAUUUGGGCUCCAAUGGCUCGUUUAAAUUAUUCAUGUUAUCUCGUACAUGCUACAAUAGUUUUGAUUAGUAUAUACAGUCAAAAGCUGCCUUCAUAUUAUCAAGGACAUCUCGUGGUAAAUCAUUUUGUAGCGCAUAUAGUUUUUAGUUAUGCCGCUGCUAUUCUCGUAACGAUAUUUUUCGAAACACCAUUUUUUAUUAUUGAAAAGAAACUUUUGAAACGAUAG